Messenger RNA from Myotis daubentonii (Daubenton's bat), 3444 nucleotides. Its product is annotated as F-box-like/WD repeat-containing protein TBL1X. Gene Ontology annotation, cellular component: histone deacetylase complex. Gene Ontology annotation, biological process: regulation of transcription by RNA polymerase II. The record is from RefSeq and is a predicted model, not a curated record. Gene Ontology annotation, molecular function: protein binding; transcription corepressor activity. Lineage: Eukaryota; Metazoa; Chordata; Mammalia; Chiroptera; Vespertilionidae.
GCGGCGGGGCGGGGGCGCGGGCGGCCCGGGCGGGGGGGGCGGCGGCUGCUGCGGGCGCCGGGCCCUCCUCGGCCCCGGCUCGGCCCGGCGGCUCGGCCCGCGGGGGAGGCUGGGCGCGGCGGCGCCCGCGAGAGGCCCAGCGCGCGGCGAGGUGACGGAGGGCAGCCGGAGGCCGGCACGCACGCCCGGGACGGGGCCGGGGCCGGGACCCGCCCGCCUUCGGCUCUGGCAGACGCGUUGCGGUUUCUAUGCUCGGAUGCUGGGGGGCCCACCAGUGCGGAGGGGCGCACAUGAAGUCACCGUGAAGAGGGUGGCUCUCGCUUCCACAAACCUCGUCGCUGCGAGGUGAGGCUAAGAUGAGCAUAACCAGCGACGAGGUGAACUUCCUGGUGUAUCGCUACCUCCAGGAGUCAGGCUUCUCCCACUCGGCGUUCACCUUCGGUAUCGAGAGCCACAUCAGCCAGUCGAACAUCAACGGGACGCUGGUGCCGCCCGCCGCCCUCAUCUCCAUCCUGCAGAAGGGGCUGCAGUACGUGGAGGCCGAGAUCAGCAUCAACGAGGAUGGCACGGUAUUCGAUGGCCGCCCCAUAGAGUCCCUGUCCCUGAUCGACGCCGUGAUGCCCGACGUGGUGCAGACGAGGCAGCAGGCCUUCCGGGAGAAGCUGGCGCAGCAGCAGGCCAGUGCGGCAGCCGCGGCGGCGGCGGCGGCGGCGGCGGCAUCAGCAGCAGCAGCAGCAGCAGCAGCAGCCACGGUGGCCACGGCCACCACGACAGCCACGGUGACCCCAGCAGCUGCUUCCCAGCCCAGCGCCCCAAAGAACGGGGAAGCCACAGUGAAUGGGGAGGAGAACGGAGCACAUGCCAUAAAUAAUCACUCGAAGCCCAUGGAAAUAGACGGGGACGUGGAGAUCCCACCCAGCAAAGCCACGGUGCUUCGGGGCCACGAGUCCGAGGUCUUCAUCUGCGCCUGGAACCCCGUGAGCGACCUCCUGGCCUCGGGGUCCGGAGACUCGACGGCGCGGAUCUGGAACCUGAACGAGAGCAGCAACGGGGCGUCCACCCAGCUCGUGCUGCGGCACUGCAUCCGCGAGGGCGGCCACGACGUGCCCAGCAACAAGGACGUGACCUCGCUGGACUGGAACAGCGAUGGGACGCUGUUGGCCACGGGCUCCUACGAUGGCUUCGCAAGAAUCUGGACGGAAGACGGUAACCUGGCCAGCACCUUAGGCCAACACAAAGGCCCCAUCUUUGCCUUGAAAUGGAACAAAAAGGGGAAUUACAUUUUGAGCGCUGGUGUGGACAAAACAACAAUAAUUUGGGAUGCCCACACGGGAGAAGCCAAGCAGCAGUUUCCGUUUCACUCUGCCCCCGCCCUCGAUGUGGACUGGCAGAACAACACGACCUUCGCCUCCUGUAGCACCGACAUGUGCAUUCACGUCUGCAGACUCAGCUGUGACCGCCCCGUCAAAACCUUCCAGGGACACACGAAUGAGGUCAAUGCCAUCAAGUGGGAUCCUGCUGGAAUGUUGCUGGCGUCCUGCUCCGACGACAUGACAUUAAAGAUCUGGAGCAUGAAACAGGACACGUGUGUCCAUGACCUGCAAGCUCACAGCAAAGAGAUCUACACCAUAAAGUGGAGUCCCACCGGGCCCGCCACCAGCAACCCGAACGCCAACAUCAUGCUCGCAAGCGCUUCGUUCGACUCCACGGUCCGGCUGUGGGACGUGGAGCGCGGCGUGUGCAUCCACACACUCACCAAACACCAGGAGCCUGUCUACAGUGUCGCGUUCAGCCCCGACGGCAAGUACCUGGCCAGCGGCUCCUUCGACAAGUGCGUGCACAUCUGGAACACUCAGAGUGGGAGCCUGGUCCACAGCUACCGAGGCACCGGCGGCAUCUUCGAGGUCUGCUGGAACGCCCGAGGGGACAAAGUGGGCGCCAGCGCAUCCGACGGCUCCGUGUGCGUGUUAGACCUGCGGAAGUGACCGCAUUGUCCCGGGAAAGAGAAGAGAAGUCAUGGACCAGCAGUGGUGGGCACGGGGGCCUCGGCACCCCUGAGACUCGAUCCUGCAGCUGCGAGACUGCGCGGGCGUGGCACGUGGGCAUGACCUUGGAGCCAGCCCCUCCCGGCCACACCCGGAGCCUGUAUUCCGUAGUCCUCACCGAAACCUUUCACACAUUUGUAUCGGAGGGCAGCCUGACGCCACCGGCCGGAUGGUGCGUGCACACGGCUCUGAUGCUGGCCACGGCGGGGGGAAGCUGUGCCAAACAGGAAGAGAAAGAAAGCUGCGGUGAUCACCCGAAAGCUCCCCACCCCCCACCCCCGCGGGCUGCGUGGUUCCCUCAGGAUGGGGACACCGCGGUUGGCUUGCAGAGGAGAUUCCGAGACCAGCCUUUGCUGCGGGAACGCGCGCCUCGGUGACCCUGACUCCUCUGUGCCCCACAACCUUCGUUGUCCCGGCGGCUUUGCUGGGCCUUCUGUCCACCAUGGGGCUGGUUUCGCCUUCUUCCCGUCCCUGUCCUUGCCCGCCCGCCCCCCCCCCCCCCACCACCACCUUUGUCCUCCCUUCCGUGUCUGGAUUUGCUGUAGAUGUGGCCUUGGGGACAUGUGGCAAAAUCUUUGUCUACCGCUUUAUCGCUCCUCCCCUCCCUUCUCCUCCCCUCCCCUCCCCUCCAUCCCUUUGUCAUAGUUGUUUCCUAUGCAUCGUAGGUCUCGAGGGCACUCUCCACGCAAAAUAAGUGCUUUAUGUAGGAAGGCAGGGCAGGGGGGCUUUUUACAGGAGAAAAAAAAGACUUAUAAGAGAGAGAGAGCCCGGAGUAUUUUUGGAAAAAAGAAAAGAUAUUUUUAUGUUAAAACGAUUUUAAAAUCCUACAAUGGCCAUCAGACAGAAAGCUUUGUGCGGUUCCCUAUUUUAAACUAUUCCGGGGAGCGGUUCCGUGGCCUCGGGCCACGUGGCAAGUGGGAGGGCACCUGUGGGGGACAGAUCCGAGGACGCCGCGGGGUUCCCUCGGCGGAGGGACACCCCGCUCUUUCCGGGGGGCAGCCCGGGGUCCCUGGAGUCUGCCUGUGUGGCCGCAGGAGGGGAAUGAAGGCGGGUGCGCUGUGACCUCAGGAGCGAGUGCCCAACCAGAUGGUAUUGAAGCCAUUGACACAGAAGGCGCUGCUCCGAGUCGCCUGUAGGUGGCACCACCUGGUUCCCGGGACGGCCAUUGGCCCAGGAGGCUGGGGGGGGGGGGGGGGCGCGGCUAGCACGGCUGACCCCAAGGCGCUGGGUCUCCCUGGUCCGAGGUGAACAGGAGGGAGGCCCCGCAGGUGAACCACAGGUGGAACGUCACCGUCACCUCUGUCUCCAUCCCUUCUUUCUCCGCCAAAUGCGCGUUUCCUUUUCUAAUCAUGAGUCUUUUAAAAGUUUUUAAAUAAUUAAACCUGGCUUUGUGUUCCCA